Molecule: messenger RNA, 5932 nt
Organism: Octopus sinensis (East Asian common octopus)
Lineage: Eukaryota; Metazoa; Mollusca; Cephalopoda; Octopoda; Octopodidae
Product: nuclear pore complex protein Nup205
Exons: 39
Coding region: 48-5870 (1940 amino acids)
Biological process (GO): nuclear pore organization
Cellular component (GO): nuclear pore; nuclear pore inner ring
Molecular function (GO): structural constituent of nuclear pore
Source: RefSeq, a predicted model, not a curated record
GGGAGAUAAAAUAAUCUCCAGCUCUCUAAGGUUUGUAGUGAAGUGUGAUGGCGUGUGUUGAGAUGGCGGUAAAUUCAGGUGCUAAACUGUGGACGCCUUUCAAAGAACUUUAUGAUGUAGUUGAUUCAGUGUUAUUAAAGAAACAAGUAGAAUCAGUUCACGAUUUGGAGGUGAUGUUAAGACGACAUAAACCUGAUUUUAUGUCACUUUUGAAGGCACCUGAAAAGAACAGUGUACAGAGAGAGCUGGUGAAGAAAGCCACAAAAGAGGGUUUGCCUGUCUAUUCAGAGCAAAGAACUCAAAUUCUUUCUCAAGAUGUCAUUGAUGAAUCAUUACUUUUAAGCGAUCUCCAUAACAUCAAUGAAUUUGCUGCAGUUGAGUUCAUUCUCUCAGGUCAGAACCAGCAACCAAAUUAUCCAGGACUUAGUCGAGGCUUAGUGGCUGUUCUUCUCUAUUAUGAUGGACGUAGAGCCCUGUGCAGUUCUUUGCGUGUCCUGCUUCAAGCACGUGAAGGACGGAUGUGGACCAUGGGGAAUGAUCAAGAAAUCACAGACCUUGUUAUGAAAUAUACAGACAACCUCAUAGAAAAUGGACUUGUCAACAAAAUAUUAGACUUAAUUCAGAAAAUGGACCUUGAUUCGGAAAUUGAAAAACUGGAAAGAGAUAGAGCUUUAGGUCCACCAAAACACAGGAAACAGGUUAUAGACUUGUUCAAAGAAAUUCGGCUCUGCCUAGCUGAAUGCUUGUUUUAUCUGGCAGCCCAGCAGCCUCUCCAAGAACAUGAUACCUUACAGCUUAUAGCUUUUUUAAAAGAGCACUGUCGAUGGAGUCCAGAUGGGUCUUUGGAUCCAGUGUCUUUAUUUCUUCUUAUAGCUCUCUUGUACUGCUUUGAUAAUAGCAUAUUAGAGCUUGAAGAUAAUGAAGAAAUGAUUCAUAAUUUUCCAAUAUUGUCAGAUGAUCAAUACAUUCGCAGCAUCCACCAAGUUCUUGUAUCAGAUGAGCUAUGGACCCAUCCAGAAGUCAGAGCAGUUAUUAGAUUUGCGUGGGCCAUGAGCCUUCGCCAGCUGUAUAUUUCACAGCACUCUUGUGCUCCAGGUGUCAAUGAGUAUUGUGAGGAAGAUGAAACUAUUGUAAUGGCUGCUAUCAAAGAAAAAGUAUUUCUGUUUCUCAGAACUCAAGUUGUAGCUUCCCCAAGUUUCUUUCAAGAGGAGUUUUUUGUCUCUCGUAUUCAUGGUCUGCUGACUGAUUUUAUUGUUCACAUGCCACUCAAGGUAACAGAACUACGAAACAUUGAUGAUGAAACAGCUAGAAUUAUCCUGGUUCAUAUUCAAAAAGGAUUGGAUCCACCAUCAAAUUUAAGCAGAGAUUUUGAAGAACUUCUAAAACUCCUUGCAUAUCUAUAUGGAGAUGAUAGACUUGGUUUGGAAUAUGCAUUAGAAUAUUGGUACCCUGCUGAAUCUAUUCAAACUGAAAGUCAUUUUGGACCUGGGACCUUACGUCAUCGUCCUACUCAGCGUCAGGUUGCUCUUCACAAAUUUGUACGAUUAGCUGGAGAUCUGUUGCCUUCUUCUCUGUAUGUGCCUUAUAUCAAAAUGUUAACAGGUCUGGCAAAUAGCCCUCAGUGUGCUUGGCACUGCUAUAAUCUUUUGAAAAUGAACAGCAUGAACUCUGGAGGUUCUACACAAAUGGUAUCUUGGGAUCACAUUUUUCUUUCUCUGAAUCAGUACUAUGUAAGUCUUCGCCGUGAAGUUCCCUCUCAGACAUUUGGUAGUUACCAUGCUCAUGGUGGAAUCACACCACAGGAACAAGAAGCUCUCAUAGUUGUUUUACAACUUACUCAGCAAAUUGCCAAUCAGACUGAAUUAGAAGAGGUUGAAAGCCGUAAUGAAGAAUAUGUUUUAACGAGAGCUUUUCUUAGCCUGAUCAGUACCUUAAUUGAUCAUUCCAUUCCAGCUGGUUUAGGUGCUGGACACAGAUCUCCCGGUUUUCAACCUUAUUUGGAUUUCAUUAUUGAUGGAGUAUUCCUUAAAUGCUUUUCAAGAGCUUACAAGAAUCCAACAGAAAAGUGGGAUGUUGCUAUUAGAGUGGUGGAAAUUCUUUACAAGAUAUUAUGUGAACAUAAAAUUCAGCCAGAACAUUUUAUUGGAGAAUCUCAGAUAGGACAAGGAGAAAAUAUGGCUAUGCUGAAUAGGCUACCUGGACAUGUUUUGCUAAUUCUAAUGCUCAAUGAUUCAGGACUACUACAAAUGAUUCUCAAGAUAUUGAAUGAUUCCCUAGUGCAGUUUGCAACAUAUGUGGACUUUCCUGGCAGAGCAUCUCUUGAGAAAGCAUGCCUCUAUUGUUUGCGUAUGAUAGAGAUUACUUUGGAGAAAGAAGAUGCAUUUUUGGCUGCAAUUCGAGAAUCUGGGUCAUCAAUUGUUGUUGUCUGUUUAGACAGGCUGAUGCGUGGAGUGAACCCAGCUACAGGGAAACCUGACCAUUUUGUUAACAUUGCCAAGUUUGUCAUUUAUAACAACCAGUUAUAUCAACAUGCAUUAUCAGCUAUAAAGAUCCUUUUCCUGGUGUGUCGGUCAGUUUCAGUACAAUCUGACUUAGUUGCUAUGUUCACAGAAAAUGAGAUCAUUCAAAGAGAAUUACUUCAAGGAUUUGUUGAGUGUAUGGAGAAUGAAGAAGAAGAAGAAGUUGCUCCUACAGAAGGUCAAAAAUUUCUCAACAUGCUAGAAAUUCGUAACACGAUGCGUAAACAUUUGAUGCAACUGUUAAUCAACUCUUUAGAUUACCCUGCACCAAAUGUUGCCCUUUUCCUCUUGGGAUUUGAACUCAGAAAGCCAGUUGAGAAAACCAACCUUCAAGAUCCUGGUGUUCUUGGAUGUCCCCGAACUUGUCUCCAUUCAUUGAUAACUAUUCUGAAUCGUGGUGUUGGAAGCCGCACAGGACCUCGGUGUUUGACUUUCACCCCACAACUUGCUGAGUUAGCUUACCAUCUACUUUAUGUGCUAUGUGCAAACAAAGAAACCUCCCCACCAACAAUGCGCUACCUGAGAACUGUGCAUGAUUUUUUCUAUCGGCAACUUAAACAUCUUCCAUUUAUUGGAGAAUCAUCCAAAAGCCCUUUGAUGAACCAGCAGUCUUGGCUUUUGAAAGCUAUGGCUCUAGAAUUGCGCCUGACAUCCAUGAACAGACAUCGCUCCCACACUCAGCGCUUAAUGAAAUUACUGCUUGAAGAUGUUGAUGUUGAUCACAUUUCAGUGACACAGGCGUAUGGAGCAGAAGAAAAUGAUUAUAGCACUUAUGGAGGAAAAGAAGCUUCUCUAUCGCAGUAUCCAACAAUUCCUUCGAGCUGUUUCAUGACUGGUACUCAGACAAGACGCAAAAUUUUACGCAUAUUAGACUCUUUAGAUUUCACUCAAGCCUGCCCUCAACGUUGUCCACUUCAAUUUUUUGAAGAAAAUUUGAUUGAAGAUGUCAUAAAAUCAUGUUGCAAAAGGCCUAAAAAUGGACCAGCAAUAUGUGAUGUCAAAGCCUUGCGCCGAGUUCUUAUUGGAGAAAUUAGCAACUUACAGGGCACAACUCUGGCAGGACAAAGGAGUUUAAUUUUAAGGGAAGUUGAAAUCAUCUUGGAACAGGUGGUCUCCAGCAAUGCAGUAUAUCAAAGUCUGUACUCCAAGUAUGUAGCUUUUGAGGCUUGGCGUCAGGUGACUGAAGUUUUGGUAACUGCUUGUACUCCUGAUUUAUUGGACAAAGAGAGUCAACAUACUCUUUUGUUUGAAUUAUUGCAAGACCUUCUCAUUAAGGUAGCAGAUAAUGAUGCACUGCAAGAACUUACUGCACCGGUUGCUGGAGUUAUCCUAGUGGUGAUGGCGAAUUUAAGGAGGUGCUUUUCAGCUUCAGAAUUCUUUACUAGUCAUGAAGAAUUACAACAAAAUCAUUCUCUAACACCUUCAGCAAAGAUUGGAACUCGUACUCUGUUUGCAACUUCACUACAUAUUGUUUUGAAAGGCCUACUAGAUUACAUACAGAAGUCUUGUGGGAGUCAGCAGAAAGUGCGAACAUAUUUAUAUGGUUCCCUUCUUUAUUAUCUUCAAAUUGCACAGAAAUCUACCAUACCUAGUUGGUUGUCUUCAGAAACCGAGGCUUUAGGUGUUGCCCAAGUAUUGGUUGCUUCAGGUGAAGGAGAAUUUGACAAUUUAUCCAAAGAGAAUUUGUCAAUUAUUUUAUCAUAUGGUGAUUCCUUACUAGAAAUAAUCUGCAAAGAUAUAUGUGAUGGACAUAAUGUAGGAAGAUUACUGGCUCUUUCACUUCUGGAUUGCAUACUUUCUCUGGACAAGAGCAAUCAGUGCUUGAACUUCAUGAUCUCCAAAGGUUAUCUGCAACAUCUUAUUGAUGGCAUUCUUACUGAUGAUAGUCACUUGCAAAAUCUUUUAAACCCAUCAGUGGAAUCUUUAAAGCAUCUUUACAGUUUUGAAGGACGUAUGACAUUUUGCAGUCGCGUGGCAUCAUCACCUGCUGGAGCAUAUUCAUUACUGCGCCAUGGUUUCAUGCAACGGUUAGCUGAAUGUGAAGUGUUCUCUAUGCGUCCAGAGCAUGAAAGGGGACACACUGAAGGCAAUACACUUAUGGAUGAAGAAAUGGGUUUAUCACCUUUGGCCCGCUAUCGCCGACUUCUUUUCCCCGUCCUCAAAGUCUGUUUAGCUAUCAUUUCUUCAGUUGGAGUAGAAAACUGCAAUGCAGCCAAAGAGAUACUCAUCUUUAUUGUUUCCCAUGGAGAUGUGUUUCAUGGCAUUUUGAGAGAUCGCCACAGCUUGCAUGAUUUAGGUGCUCUACAGGAGCUGGAACUGGCAACAGCUGUCAUCAGUAAAGUUGCUGUACAUGCUGAAGCAAAAAAUUCAAAUUUAGAAAGUAAUGUGGGAGUGAUGACUUCAAUGGAAUUUUAUAGCCAAGUGAGCCGCAUUCAAAGGGAAAUGCUUGGACUACUUCAACGUUUUGUUUUGACUGAGAAAGUGCUGAAAGUUUUUCAAAACCUUGACACUAAGCUGACUGUUGAUGGUAAUGAUAUCAGAGCUGACAUUUCUCUUACCUAUAAAAAGGUGAUGACCAAUGCUGUAGCUUAUUGUCGUUUGCUCAUCACAAAAUCCAGCUCCAAUGCUGAGUUUUGCAAGAUCAUUUUUGGACCCAAUCUGGAAGAAAGGAAUAUAGGCCAAGAUGAUACAUCCUUCUCUCGUACCUAUGCUGCUGGUCAUCCACCCAACCUUACCAUUGUUGUGCAGCAUCUGAAGCAAUGUAGCAGUCAGUUUAUGUCAGUAUUUGAUAGCUACCAACAGCUGAAGAGGAAACUGGCCAGUGUUACUGACUUGACAGCAGAUGACCUGAAAGAAUACUCUGGUGUUGCAGAUUUAGAGAAAGUAUCAACACAGCAACAACAACAGUUAGCAAAGAAAAGACUUGUCCAAAUUAUUGGAUACCGUUACCAAGAAUUACAAAAUUUUUCUUAUAUCAUUGAAAACUGCUUGUUCAUAUUAUGGCGUCACUUAGAGUAUUAUUUACUACAUUGUGUCCCACUUGAUCAACAACCAAGUUUGUACCAAACUCAGCAUAGGGAACAGUCUAGGCAAUUCAGUGAUAUGACAUUCUCAGUUUCCCAUAAAGACUUUGAUCCAAAUUCUGGAAGUCAUGACUUUAUAGCUAGUGUGACAUGUGAAGAACUUGAUGCCCUAAAAUGUAAUGCCCCAGCUAUUAUAGGAGAUACUCUAAUGAAAAAAAUUCUGGAAAUAAACCAAUGUUUUGGUAAAGCUCGAAGUCAUUACAGUUUCGUUGGAGCAGUUGUUCGUCGAAUCCGUCGAUUGCUUAGACUCCAUACAUCAGAUACUUGAUAUUUUUAUACUAAUGAAUAUAAUAUUUGUGAAUAAAGAUGCAGUAUAUUGAAUCCUUUCUA